Anolis carolinensis (green anole) is the source of this 2530-nucleotide messenger RNA. It is a transcript of the gene ftcd, whose product is annotated as formimidoyltransferase cyclodeaminase. Lineage: Eukaryota; Metazoa; Chordata; Lepidosauria; Squamata; Anolidae. Bases 106 to 1731 code for a protein of 541 amino acids. The record is from RefSeq and is a predicted model, not a curated record. The transcript has 14 exons. Gene Ontology annotation, molecular function: transferase activity; folic acid binding.
CGUUCCAUUUUCCAGCUGACUGUUCUCAGUGAGGAGGGCAGAGGGGAAAACAUCAAAGAAUCCCACAAAUCUAACUAGGAGCAAGGGGGAAUCCCAGACUGAAUCAUGUCAAAAUUAGUGGAGUGCGUCCCCAAUUUUUCCGAAGGCAACAACAAAGCGGUGAUAGAUGAGAUCGGCAAGGCCAUCUCCCAGACCGAGGGCUGUGUGCUCCUGGAUGUGGAUGCAGGUCCUUCCACCAAUCGAACAGUUUAUACUUUUGUGGGGAGCCCUGAAGACGCCAUUGAAGGUGCGCUGAAUGCAGCCAGGAGAGCUUUUGAACUCAUUGACAUGGCAAAACAUACAGGUGAGCACCCCCGAAUGGGUGCCCUGGAUGUCUGCCCAUUUGUCCCAGUGAAAAAUGUCACGAUGGAAGAAUGCAUUCACUGUGCCAAUCUCUUUGGAAAACGUUUAGCAGAUGAAUUGAGUGUGCCAGUGUACCUCUAUGGAAAAGCAGCUCGGAAGGAGAGUCGGCGGUCCUUACCAGCCAUCCGAGCAGGAGAGUAUGAGGCCCUUGCUGAGAAACUUCAAAAAGUGGAAUGGACUCCUGAUUUUGGCCCCACAAGCUUUGUUCCAAGGUGGGGAGCGACAGUGACAGGGGCACGGACGUUCCUCAUAGCAUAUAACAUCAAUUUGCUGUGCACAAAGGAGCUCGCACACCGGAUUGCCUUAAACAUUCGAGAGCAAGGCCGUGCUAAAGACCAGCCUGGUCGGUUGAAGCAGGUGCAAGGCAUGGGAUGGUACUUGGAUGAAGAAAAUAUUGCCCAAGUCUCUACGAAUCUGUUGGAUUUUGAAACCACUCCCCUUCAUGUGGUCUAUGAGGAGGUUUGCAAAGAUGCCAAGGAUCUCAAUCUGCCCGUGGUCGGAUCUCAGCUAGUGGGUCUGAUCCCCAAAAAGGCCAUGUUGGAUGCAGCAGAAUUUUAUAUUAAGAAAGACAAUCUUUUCAUCCUAGAGGAAGAUCAUAAAAUCAGACUGGUAAUCAACCGAUUGGGAUUGGACUCUCUGUCUCCAUUCAAUCCCAAGGAGCGCAUAAUUGAGUACAUGGUGGAGGACAACAGAGAAAGCGGCAGCCUGAUGUCUUUACCUCUCUACACCUUUGUGGAAAAAGUUGGAGCAAGAUCAGCUGCUCCUGGAGGAGGAUCAGUCUCAGCAGCCAUGGCUUCUUUGGGGGCAGCACUGGGCCUCAUGGUGGGGUUGAUGACAUAUGGGAAACGACAGUUUGAAGAACUGGACCCAGUUAUGAGGAAGCUCAUACCGCCAUUUCACCAGGCCAUGAAGGAGCUGGUAGUCAUGGUGGACACUGAUGCUUCAGCUUUCAGUGGCUACAUGGCUGCUAUGAAGCUUCCUAAGACAACACCUGAGGAGAAAGAAAGACGCACCGCAGCCAUGCAAUUGGGACUGAAAAAUGCAGUUGGUGUUCCCUUCUCACUGGCGGAAAAAGUUCAUUCCUUGUGGCCAUUCUUAAGAGAAAUGGCUCAAUAUGGAAACUUAGCCUGCAAAUCAGAUAUUCAGGUGGCAGCUAAAGCUUUAGAAGCUGGUGUGUUUGGGGCCUAUUUCAACGUUGUUACCAACCUGAAAGAUAUAACAGAUGAAGGCUUUAAGAAACAGAUGCAGGAGAAAGUCUCUCACUUCCUGGAAGAAUCCAAGAAAAGUUCAGCAUUUGUGCUAGGACAACUGGAGAAGCGGAAAAUGUGAAUGUUCGUGCUGGCACCUGCUUAUCUGACCAUGUGCAAUCCUGAUUUGCAAAGUGUAUUUGCAUAAGCAUCACAGCUUAUCUGUCUUUUCUAAAACUGUAGGAGUUUGUUUGCUUAUACAGCAGUGGUUCUUAAUCUGUGGGUCCCCGGAUGUUUUGGCCUUCAACUCCCAGAUAUCCUAGCAGUUGGUAAGCUGACUGGGAUUUCUGGGAGUAGUAGGCCAAAACACCUGGGGACCCACAGGUUGAGAACCACUGAUAUACAGGGUUCACUGGGCAGCAGUGUGCUAUAUGCUGGAUAUUGUACCCUGCUAACGUAGUGCUAAGGGCCUGACUUCUGAUUUUGGUUACUACUGUGAACUGCAGUGGCCUCAUUCUGACCACCAAGGUAACAGAACAGUUCAAGUGCCUGUGACUUCCACUGCUUAAUAUGUCUUAUAACUUCCAUUAAAAUGUAGGCUCUAAUACGAAAAAGCAGCUGAGGCUCAUCCUCUUUCAAUCAAAUUCCUCAUGCUUAUAUCAUAUGUUCAAUGUAUUAGGAAAUAAUCAGAAUGCCAGACACAUUUGAAAGAUUUUAUUGUAAAAUGGAAAUAAGUAAUUUUAAGUAUUGUGUCUUCUAAGUAAUAAUGGUUAUGAAAACUGUGACUGCAUCUCCAAACCACAAAAGUUACUGAAUUUGUGAAUUGUACCAGUGACUUUGAUGUCUGUCUCUCCCUGGUUGUCUUCAUGUCUGUCUUCCUGAAUGUGAUAACAGCAAAAUAUACAAUAAGGCAAUAAAGAGGGAAUGCCUUAAGAGGGUCA